This is a messenger RNA of Cryptomeria japonica (Japanese cedar), 3104 nucleotides long. RefSeq names its product DEAD-box ATP-dependent RNA helicase 3, chloroplastic. Gene Ontology annotation, molecular function: zinc ion binding; ATP binding; RNA helicase activity. Lineage: Eukaryota; Viridiplantae; Streptophyta; Pinopsida; Cupressales; Cupressaceae. The record is from RefSeq and is a predicted model, not a curated record. The transcript has 11 exons. The coding region runs from base 391 to 2745 and encodes 784 amino acids.
UGGAUGUCGGCAAUGCCAUAUACCAUUCAUCACAUCCAUCUUGUGAAAAUCCCCGCUUUAUCUUAUCUUUUUGAGCUCGUUUUCUUCCAUUCAAGCGUGAAGGGAACAUGGUAGUUCCUCUUCACUCAGCCUUGAAUCCACAGUGGUCUCUGCAUUUUUAAUUUUUAUAUCUUCAAGAGCGCCCUUAGCACUCUUAUUGAGGUAAUAUAUUCAUUGUUAUGUUUUCACUCAUUCAGAAGAAACUUAGCAGCUGAAAGUUUCCAGCAGGACGUCAAACCCUCGAAAUUCGUGGACAACGUUUAAAACCUUUUGAAAACCAUUCGAAACUCUUGCAAAAACUUCAAAGACCUUUAAACCCUUUCUAAAACCCUCUAAGCCCCUUAAAAAACCAUGGCUUCCGUAUUUAGUGUCUCGUCACACCUGCAAGCUUUGUCACUAGACGUGUCUAGAAGACUUCAUACACCAUUAGCAAUUUCUUCGUCUUCUUCUAUUAAUUUAGGAGACAGAGCGCAAUUGCUCGGCUUUCCAGUCUUGAAAAUCCAUUCAAGAAGAACAAUUGACUCUUCGCUUCAUGGUCAUGUCUUUAGAAUACUUUGUUCACAAUCUUCGUCAACUCGUAGACCCUCUGCAGUUGCUUCCCCUACUUCUGUUAUUAGUGAGGAGGCCCUGGGCAGGUUGGGGUUAUCAACAGGAGGAGGUUUGAAUCUUGACGAUGGUCACGAAGAAGAGGAUAUAAGCGAGUUUGAGAGUGAUGACGAGGACCAGAAUCUAGCAAUUUCGCGACUAGGCUUGCCUGAGAGCCUUGUGAAAGCCCUCAACGAGCGAGGGAUUACACACCUUUUUCCUAUUCAGAGAGCUGUGUUGGUUCCUGCAUUGGAUGGGCGUGAUAUCAUAGGCCGAGCAAAGACUGGAACUGGGAAGACAUUGGCAUUUGGAAUUCCAAUAAUAAAACGCCUAGCUGAGGACAAUGAAGAAAAUAAACAGUUUAGGAGAAGAGGGAAACUUCCUCGAGCUUUGGUUCUAGCACCCACAAGAGAAUUGGCAAACCAGGUUGAGAAAGAAUUCAAGGAGUCGGCACCUUUCCUCUCAACUAUUUGCAUAUAUGGUGGUGUUUCAUAUAAUGCUCAACAAAAUGCGCUUUUCCGUGGUGUUGACAUUGUGGUGGGAACACCUGGAAGGAUAAUAGAUCUGGUCAAUAAUGGAACACUGAAGCUUGAUGAAAUUCAGUUUUUAGUUUUGGACGAAGCUGAUCAGAUGCUUGCUGUUGGAUUUGAAGAGGAUGUAGAAGUCAUAUUGGAUAAAAUUCCAGAUGAACGACAAAGUAUGCUCUUCUCUGCAACAAUGCCAGCAUGGGUGCAGAAACUGGCAAGGAAACACCUUGAUAAGCCAAUGACAAUCGACUUGGUGGGUGAUAGUGAUGAAAAGUUGGCAGAAGGAAUCAAACUUUAUGCAGUAGCAACAACUGCCACCUCUAAGCGGUCCAUUCUAGGGGACCUCAUCAUGGUUUAUGCAAAAGGUGGUAAGACUAUAGUGUUCACACAAACAAAGCGAGAUGCUGAUGAUGUUUCAGUAGCUUUGGGUGGUAGAAUUCCUUGCGAGGCCUUACAUGGUGAUAUUUCUCAAUAUCAACGAGAAAAGACAUUGAAUGGGUUUCGUGAAGGGAAAUUUACGGUAUUGGUUGCUACAGAUGUUGCAGCUCGUGGACUUGACAUUCCUAAUGUAGAUCUAAUUAUACACUAUGAACUCCCAAAUGGCCCAGAAACUUUUGUGCAUCGCUCUGGUCGUACAGGGCGUGCUGGAAAAGAAGGCAAUGCAAUUUUGAUGUACACAAGCAACCAAAAAAGAACUCUGCGAUCUCUUGAACAUGAUGUUGGCUGCAAAUUUGAGCUUAUUGGAGCCCCCUUGGUACAAGAUGUUUUAGAAUCAUCAGCACAUCAGGUUGUCUAUGAUAUUGGGAGAGUACAUCCACAAUUGAUAGAAAUUUUCAUUCCAACUGCAAACAAAUUAAUGGAAGAAAAAGGAAUAAACGCUCUUGCAGCUGCAUUGGCCCGCUUAAGUGGCUUUAGUCAACCUCCAGCUUCUCGCUCUCUCAUCAGUCAUGAAGAGGGAUGGACAACCUUGCAAAUGACUAAAGAAUCUUCAAUGUUGAAUGGAGGACGAAUGAUGUCUGCAAGAACCGUUAUGGGUAUCUUAUCUGAAAUAUGGCCUCCAUCUGCCGGUCAAGUCGGGAAGAUUAAAUUGAUCAGUGAUAGAGAUGUUGAAGGAGCAGUCUUUGAUUUGCCAGAUGAUGUUGCAAAAGAGCUUCUUUUGAAGAAGACACAACCAGGUUAUACGAUAUCAGCAAUCACCAAGUUGCCUUCGCUGAUAGAUGAUGAACCUCCAAGUGACCGAUAUGGCAGAUACUCAGGCAGGGGUUCAAGCAGUCGAGGUUAUAGAGGUGGGAGAGAGAGAGAUGGGAGAGUCAGAAAUGAUAGCAGGAAUUCUAAUAGCUGGGGAAAGAGAAGUUAUGAAACUGAAGAUUGGUCUGGAGAUCGGAGAUCUCAACCUAAGAGAAGUUAUGAAGCUGAUGAUUGGUCUGGAGAUAGGAGAUCUCAACGACGCUCUGCUGAUGACAGUGUAUGGCCCAGAAUAGGUCGAAACCCAAGCAGAGGAUUCCCAAUGGGAGAUGGUAACAGGAGUUUUCGUGGGACCUGCUAUGUUUGUGGUCAGGCUGGUCACAGAGCAGCGGAUUGCCCAUCCCAGUAGAUGCAUCUAGUGGCUCUAUCGUGUCGUCUUCGACUUGUAAACUUUUCACCGGUUCUCUAGAUGCUUAUGCCUCAAGCAUUGCUAUAUCAUAUUUUCAAUGGAGCUGUCGAUGAUUUAACUGUAAAGUGUACAGGUUUUGACAAAACCUGGAUUUUGCUCUACUGAAAGCAAUAUGGGUGAUAGUCUACCAUCAAUGUAUGAUUUGAAGUGAGUAAUGAUAGGCCAUUAUGUUAGAAGAGGCCUUAAAUUAUAGUGCAAAUUGAGAAUAUUGAUCAAGAACUAGCUAGAAAAAAGAAUGUGGAAUGAACAACAGCUAAUUUCAAUGUAAGGCUGAAUUCACAGUCAACAAUAUUUUGUCA